Dovyalis caffra is the source of this 498-nucleotide messenger RNA. NCBI's taxonomy places the organism in Eukaryota, Viridiplantae, Streptophyta, Magnoliopsida, Malpighiales, Salicaceae. The record is from the annotation of a GenBank genome assembly.
AUGGGACAGGUCCUAGAGAAAUUUCAUGGUAAGCAGUGGAGGCAGAAACAAAUAAGGUUGAUUACAGACAAGGUGUAUGAUCGCAUUAAAGAUCAAUCAGGAAGUGCAAAUCUCUCUUUUGAAGACCUAUAUAUUGCUGUUCUACUUGUGUACAAUGAUAUUAACAAGCGCUUGCCUGGUCCCCAUUUUGAUCCACCUUCGAAAGAGCAAGUCAGAGGCUUGAUGCAGGCAUGCGACAUCAACCUUGACGGGGAGCUUAACCAUGAAGAAUUUGUGAAGUUUAUGCAGCAGUUAACAACAGACACGUUCAUUGUGGUUAGUCAAGGAUUGAUUAUCACUUUGGUUGUGGCCCCAACAGUUGCCAUGGCAACAAAGAAGGCCACUGAGGGUGUCCCUGGUGUUGGGAAGGUGGUGCAAAAGUUACCCAGCUCAGUCUAUGCAUCCCUCGUUACUCUUGCAAUUGUGUGGUUCCAAACUGCACGUCAGGAUGUUGACUAG